This is a messenger RNA of Acanthoscelides obtectus, 1527 nucleotides long. Lineage: Eukaryota; Metazoa; Arthropoda; Insecta; Coleoptera; Chrysomelidae. The record is from the annotation of a GenBank genome assembly.
AUGAUAAAUGGAAGAUGGGAAGCCUCGAAACGAAAAAACAAAUAUUAUAUUGAUAAGGAUAAAAUUAAUGGUUUAGUUUGUACACAAAUAGAAGAAAACAUUUAUAAUGUUCAAUCUAAAGAAAAUAAUUAUAUUGUUAAUACAGAAAUUGAAAGUUGUACAUGCUAUAUGGGCAAUAGAGGUGGAUCUUGUAAACACCAAUUGGCUGUUGUAACGCAAUUUGCCCUAAAUUCGCAGCAAUUCCAUCCUACUUUAAUUAAUAGUGACUUCAAAGAACUUUUGCAUAAGGUUGUUUAUGGUGUUAACUGUGAAAUAGAAGGAUGGUACUUAAAUUUGAAUGACACCAAAGCUAAUGAAGUUGUCAAAAUUAAUAACAAUUCAUCAGCUAUUGAGGUACCCAGUUGUCGCUCUCCAGAUUUGCACAAUAUCGACAUUAAUUUAAAUGAUAUUUCACCGAUAUCAACUAUUGAAAAAGAUAAAAUUCGUGGACAACUUGAACAUUUUGUUGAUUUACUUAUGAACAGGUUUGAAAAUAAUUUUGAUGAAUUCAAUCAACCUAUUUUAAAAUUUUUAAAGAAUGUGGAAUCCUGUAAAACAAAUUCAUCUCUUACAAGUGCAUUGUGUACGUUUGUUGCAUAUAACAGAGCAGCCACUAUGGAGGUUUCGGUGAACUCGUUUAGAACAACGGGACUAUUUCCGCUUAAUAGAAAUAUUUUCCGAGAUCAUGAUUUCUCAGUGUUCGAAGUUGAGGAGAAAUUAACAGUCCCUGAAGAUACUGUAAGUCGUCCUCCACCGGGAUCUUCCACAGAAUCUAGAAAUAUUGAAUAUACUUCAGGAAAAUCAGAAGGUAUCAGUUGCAUUAAAACAGCUUUAGAUAAUCCCCGUCCAGGAACUUCCAAAGAUUCUAGCGAUAUUGAGGAUGCCGCAGAUGAUCCACGGCCGGGAAAUUCAAAAGAGUCCAAUGAUCAGGGGGCUGUAAAUAGUUCUCGUAAAGCCGUCAAAUACCUUUCAGAACCUACAAAGCUUGUCAGUCCAGUGCAGAUAAAACAUCUUCCCAAAAUAAAGAGCAAGAAGCCCAGUGCUCGUGCAGGCAGUGCAGCAUUGAUUACCUCAUCUCCUUACAAAGAUGAUUUAACAGAAAGUUUGGAUAAGAAACGUAAAAAGGAAGAUUCCGCAAAACAUAGCAAAGUUACAUCAGUUACAAAGAAGGUUAAGUUUGACGAUGCAAGGGAAGCAAAGUUUCGCAAACCAAAAAGUACUAAACGGUUUAAAAAGAAGAGGGCCGAUUUAAGUGACAGCUCAACUGAUGAAAGCGAUGACUUGGGAGAAGUUGUUGUUGAUGAUGAGAGUGAUGGUGACGAAAAUUAUGACGCAGAAUGCCUCUUCUGCACAAGCAUGUAUUCUGCAGACAAGCAUGGUGAACAGUGGGUUAGGUGUACAGUGUGCUACAGAUGGGCCCAUGAAGAUUGUGGUGCAGAAGAUCCUAUCUUUGUGUGCCCAAUGUGUGAAAAAAGACAGAAAAAGUAA